Penicilliopsis zonata CBS 506.65 is the source of this 1639-nucleotide messenger RNA. RefSeq lists its product as hypothetical. NCBI's taxonomy places the organism in Eukaryota, Fungi, Ascomycota, Eurotiomycetes, Eurotiales, Aspergillaceae. Gene Ontology annotation, molecular function: amine transmembrane transporter activity. The coding region runs from base 38 to 1495 and encodes 485 amino acids. The record is from RefSeq and is a predicted model, not a curated record. Gene Ontology annotation, biological process: transmembrane transport; amine transport. The transcript is spliced from 6 exons.
AAACACUCGGCCACGCACCAGCCUGUUAGGCUUGUAUAUGAUGCUGAUUCUUUUACUGAUUUUUCUCAUUCUCUAUCCUUCAACCUGGACAUUGACCAUGACGACGACAGCAGUAGAGGAAGGCCUGGCCGAGAAGGAAGCCAUUGUUCAUCCACAGCAGCAGGUUGAUCCACAGCAGCAGGCUCAUCCACAGCAGCCAUACUCGGCCAUCCCCCCAUCGCGUCGCCAUUUCAUCCUAGGGCUGAUCACAGUGGCAGGCUUCUUUGGCCCCCUGGCCGGGAACAUCUACCUGCCCGCACUGCCCGUGCUGGCGCGCGACUUCAAGGUGACGACGACGGACAUCAACCUCACUGUCACGGUGUUUAUGGUGGUCUUUGCAUUUGGCCCUCUCUUUUGGUCCAGUCUGGCGGACUGGCAAGGCAGGAGACCGCUGUACAUCAUAUCGCUGCUCAUCUACAUCCUCGCCAAUGUCUUGCUGGCAGCCCUGCCCGCCAACUACGGCGCAUUGAUCGUCCUCCGCAUCCUGCAGGCGUUUGGCUCUUCCGCCGUCAUGUCCAUGGGAGCCGGCACAGUUGCUGAUAUGGUUGAGCCCAAACGACGCGCAAGAGCCAUGUCCUACUUCCUCUUCGGCCCCCAGUGUGGCCCCAUUCUAGGCCCGGUGCUUGGGGGUGCCUUUGCCGGCAGCGCCAGUUGGCGAUGGAUCUUUGGCUUUCUCGCCAUUGCCGCCUCUGUCUUAUGGGUCGUUCUCCUCUUCGGUCUGCCUGAAACCCUCCGCGCCCGUGUCGGCAAUGGCCGCGUGUACGAGGACCAGGGCUUCAUCCUGUCCCCCCCCCGGCUCUCCUCGGUCCUGGUGCCAGAGUCCGAACGGGGGCCGGCACCCCCCAAGCCCAGUCUAAAGGGCUACUGGCGUCUCUUCUCAUACCCCCCCAUCGGCAUCGUCAGCAUGAACACCGCCGUUCUGUACUCCUCAUACUUUUGCAUUGCCAUUCAACUGCCCAUCGCCCUGGAGAAUGUCUACCACUGGUCAACCGCAGAGGUGGGUGCCGGCUAUGUUGUUGUCGGCACCGCCAUGGUCAUCGGGUCCAUCGCCGGCGGCCGCUUCUCGGACUGGCGCAGGGCACAAGCCGUCAAGGCACUCGGCGAGGACAAGGUGCAUCCGGAGGCAAGGCUGAAUGAUCAGGUCUGGGGCCUGCUUCUGGCCUCGUCUGGCUUGCUCAUGUUUGGCUAUUUUGUCGACUACGCCAUCCAUCCAGCAGCGACCUUGAUUGCCACUUUCUUGGUUGGCUUUGGCAUGUCUUGGAUGUUUGUCGCUUCCAAUGCCUUCCUGACCUCCUGUAUCCCCCGACAAGCCGCCGCGGCCUUUGCGUUGGGCAAUCUGCUACGCAGUCCAGCUGCUGCCGUUGCCGCUGCCAUCAUCGGGUCCCUGGUCAAGUCCAUGGGCUGGGGCUAUUGCUUCCUGGGACUGUGUCUCUUGAAUCUCGUGGGGAUUGUCUAAACACUGUGGAGGAGAUACAGGUAGAAUCUUGCUAGUCUCUACUUCCGCCCAGUCGCAAACAGUUGAAAAGCAAUAAAUCUACUUAGAACACAUGAAAAAGUACACAGCUGUACUAUUCCUUACUCUAUACCUUAAAGCUUCAAU